Molecule: messenger RNA, 3359 nt
Organism: Phytomonas sp. EM1
Lineage: Eukaryota; Euglenozoa; Kinetoplastea; Trypanosomatida; Trypanosomatidae
Source: the annotation of a GenBank genome assembly
CAAGUAUUUUCUGUUAUCUACGAAGUCUUUUUUACUUUUUUACGCUCGCAAAUGUCUGUUGGCCUUGCUGAGCUCCCAAGGGGAGGGGGUUGGAUUUUCCGGCCAUAUAGUGAGCGCCUCCCCAAAAUUGAAUUAGAUACGUAAACUCAACUACCAACUUCGCCCCACAGCGAUAAUGGAAGAUUUUAAAGGAGAAGUGGGGCCGCUUUCAUGGUAGUUAUCGCCUGAGGCUGCCUUUGUUUCUGUGGUCUUCUUCCAAUCUGGCAAUGUGUGCGGCUAUUCGUACGGAUGACGCAGGGUAGUGGUCGGUUUCAGCACCCUGAAGGGUAGAAUUGCUACUACAUGCAUGUCAAUAGAUACAAGUACACUCUAGUCAUAGAUGUUUAAUCCUGCUGUAGAUCCAAAAGCUCUGUUUAAUGAAGCAGUUAGGCGGACAGCUGAAUUAUGAAGAUGUUCGGAGUUCCAGUGAUUUAAAACUUUAAUUGUAUCAUGUGCUUUAUCAGGAUGGGUUGUAUCCAAAAUUAUUUUUAUGUAUUCAUAAUUUAGGCAUAAUCAGUGAUCAGUUAUAUCGUUUUUUUUGUCGAAGCUCUUUAUUUGAUUUUUUUUUCUCGAGUUGCCUGUUUUCUUUAUGAUUCAUCACAAAGGUCAAAGUUACCAAGCAACACAGGAAAGCUCAUUUUAGAUUGCUACCAUAGACAUUACUACCUUAUAAAUACCUUCCUAUAGAUACAAACUAUAAAGAAAAAUAAUUAUAGAUGAAUCUGAUAACAGAAUUCACAUCGUCUUUGUCCAUUCUAAGUAGCUCUUCAUCCCUAGGCUCUGAAAACGAGGACCCUAUCGAUGAUGACUGCAGUUCUCUCGCACUGAAGAUGGUUGCCAUAGUGACGCAUAGUGAAAAUCUUCGUAUGCGGACUUGGCUCAAGUGGAAAGAAGUUUUGAGCAGACAUGAGGAGAAAAGAAUGCGAUUAGAGUAUUUUGCUGGAGAGUAUUACCGUCGAAACAUCUGCUAUGUUCUCUUUCGUGCUUGGCAAUGGAAAUAUGGGCAUCGACAAACGAUGAGAGUAAAGGAGAAACAAACGUGCCUGCUUCGAAAGCAACGGUUUUUGCGGCUUAUUAUGAAAAGUUGGAGAGGGUUUGUAGUUAAACGCAAAAAUAUCAUGGCGCAUAUUGAGCAUCUCAACGCCUGUCGUAGAAUGGAACUCAUACAUUUCUAUUGGGUUAAGUGGAAUUGCUACACUUCUAGGUGUUCUCUUGCGAAAGGACUGAGGGCUGCAACCGACCAAAUUUCUUUAGAGGAACGAUGGGUUGAUUGGAGGAGAUUCGUUUGCAUUGCAAAGGAAAUGCGGCUUCGUUCAGAAGUGGUAAGGCUUUUUACAAUGAAGGCGUGGCUGAGCUCUAACUUAGAUAAUAAAAAGACUUUACGUCGUGGAUGUCGUCAGGUGUUGCGAGCUCCUGGUGUCUACGACGACUUAGCGCGGCGUUCUAUAUGGCUUCGGUGGCUUCAGACCACUUGCGUUCGUCGAGCAUGGCGACUUCGUCGAUAUACCGAGAACGUGCAGAAACUGCAAGCAACAUUCCAGAAGGAAUGGCGAGGGAUUGUUUGGCAACGAUGGUUAAUGCGAGCUACCAGUUCCAUGAUGAGCCGUCGUGUAAUGGGUUCGCACCUUCGAGUUUUUUUCUCGAAAUGGGUAACCUUUGCUCACCUGAAUACGAUAUCUGAUGUGUUCAACAGAAAGAACGUCCAAGUGCGUCAUAUGCGCCUUCACUUUUAUCAUUGGAACACUAGGGCAAGCUACUUAGUUCGAUGUAGGGAGGAAGAUGUUGCUGUGCAACGGUACUACAACUCCGUGAUCAUCAUUAACGCCCUGAAGAAGGUAUGGGCAAGGUGGCGUGGUCGAUGGGGGAGUCGAAUUGAGGGAGCUCGUCUAAAAGCUCUGGCGCAAUCCGCGCGAAGGCAAUUAUUGCAACAUCUCACACUUCGACGCAUUAUUGAAUCGGUCUUGUCAUCUGAUUCAACGACUCCUUUCAGAGAUCCGUCAGGUGCUAGAUCCGUAUCUUUCAACGAUACCAAUGUGCUGUCAGCGGUUUCACCUUGCUCUACUUCACGCAAUGCGUCAGAGAGGUGUGACCGCCCACAAAUUCCACUUAUCACCAGGAAUAAUCUGAAAAAACCGAUACCGCUCCGCCAUACUGAGAUCGGUAAUUGCGAGAAUUCUGAAAAGAAUUGCAGGCCAUCAAUUCCAGUUACAACAAUGGUAGACAAGGCUUCGAUAUCCGAAGAUCAUUGCCCAGAUACGACACGACGCCCCAGCAACAACGCGGAUGCGCCUACUCCUCUUUUAUCACGACAAUCUAUUUCAACGCAAACGUUUUGUGAGGCCUCAACUCAAACGGAAGAGCGUACGGAGCAUCGAAAUCGAACGCCUCGAGAUUCUCCCCAGGAGGAGGGAGCUACGGAUCUUCCUAUGCAAAAACCUAUUCUGACACCAAAGGCUACUCGUUUUCAAGAUGUAUCAGAUCCCCAUUAUCAUCAUUUGCCUUCCAAUUUCUUUCCGUCCACCCGUUCUCCUACUUCUGAAUCCGGCUUGGAGUUGAAUCUCUACAGCGAGGAAAUACAGCGUAAAGCAGGAGGAGGUUUUCAUAUUCAUCGCAGGAUGCGUAAUGAGGAGAAAUCUACUCAUCCAACUUUAACGCUUUCUCCUCGAGACUUCCACAGAAUGGACCCGCAACGCCACUUGUGUACAUGUUCGGGAGCUACUUCAGACAAAAUGGAAGAUUCAGCUUCUAUCGAGUGUGCUCAUUCUUUGCCAUCGAAUGCUGCCCCUCUAGAGCCAUACGAACCACGUUUCUUAAAGGUUUUGGGUAAAAUCGAUAUGAGUAAUUCCAUCCUAAAACAUUCUGACACUGCCUUAUCUCAUUCUAACGAUGCAAUAUUCGAUACGAACCCUUAUCGAGGACUUCCGCUUGAAGGCCUACCACAGUUCAUUGACUGGGCAAAGGCAAGUUACAACGAGCUCAUUAAAGAGGGUAAAAAAGUUGUUGAGGCAUAUCGUUCUGCGAAGCUCACGGCGAGCGCGGAGAUGCGGGAGUUGCAACUUUUGAAAAAGGAGAUUGCGUUCUUAGAGAACGAUUUCGGAAAGUAUUUUAAAGAUGCGCACGAGGUGUACACGGCAAUGGGGAAGUUGCGCACCGCGUAUGCGCGAUACGUCUGGCUUCAGCAGCGGAAAGUUCAACGGGAGCAGCUGCGUGCGCAAGUUCAGCAGCUCAUGCUGGCGUUGAGGAACAACUUUCAUGCUCAUGAUUCCUUUUCAUCCCCAAACGAUGUCAAUUCUUUGCUGACUAAUCUUUCUUCCGACUAA